AGUAGCACAAUCUGUACAAGUUAAUGUCGUCAGUGGAGAGAAAAACCCCGCCCGCAGUUGGAGUCUGUUUUAAAUGACGAUUCAUGUUGAGGCGUUCUGGAACGUCCAGAGUGAUUGAUUUUCUGGUUGCUGUUUCUAUUUUUGAAUUCUAGAUAUUGGGAUAUAUUUGGUGCUCCUUCUUGGCGAUCCACGCGAUGAGCAAUGUAUGUACAUAAGCAGUAGGUAACUGGGAUUGUCAUAACGCCUAUAUACAUCUAUCCAUUUGUGUUAUGCCUCGGAAAAAGAAAUGCGGAGAGGUUCGCGGAUGUUCCGAUGUCGGUCUCCGACGGCCAGUAUUUCUACAACUUAAUCCGAGAUUCUUGAUGUGUUUCGAGAGUCGAAUUGAAUUACUCGCGAAGAAAUAAUGGCUGGAUUUCACGCAUUACCCGCGCGGAUGCCCCUGCGGCAUACACUGAAGCCAAGCCGUCGCUUCUCCACGUCUUCGUGGAGGCCCAGUUAUGCGGGUACCCUUCCUAAUUUAAAGAUUGGGGCGCAUACGAGGGUUUUGUUUCAGGGGUUUACGGGUAGAAAGGCCACAGCCAACGUCCAAGAAUCCCUAGCCUGGGGUACUAAGAUCGUUGGAGGCGUGAAACCGGGUGUUGAAAGCGAACAUCUGGGAUUACCCGUGUUCCCGUCAGUCCGAGCAGCCCAACAAAAAGCUAAACCAGAUGCAUCAGCCAUCUACGUCCCCGGAAAUCAAACCGCGCAGGCAAUCGAAGAAGCCAUCGAAGCGGAGAUUCCGCUCGUCGUGGCUGUAGCUGAGCAUGUGCCUAUUCAUGAUAUAUUGCGGAUCCAUGCCAUGCUCCAGACACAAUCCAAGACCAGGCUGGUCGGUGCAAACUGCCCCGGCAUUAUCUCGGCCAUUGGUAAAUGCCGCAUAGGGUUCCAGCCGUUGCCCUGCUUUGCGCCUGGUAAUGUAGGCAUUGUUGCUAAAUCAGGGACUUUGAGUUAUGAAACAGUAGCGUCUACCACGCGUGCCGGCCUGGGACAGAGCCUGUGCAUUAGUAUGGGCGGUGAUGUGCUAGCAGGGACGAAUUUCGUCGAUGCCCUGGAGAUCUUUGAGAAUGAUCCUGAUACAGAGGGUAUCAUGCUUGUUGGGGAGAUUGGUGGCACGGCGGAGAUGGAUGCUGCGGAGUGGAUUCGGGAUUAUCAGCGGCGUUGCGCGAGCCCUAAACCGAUAAUGGCUCUCAUCGGUGGAUUGGAAGCUCCUCCUGGACGCAUCAUGGGUCAUGCCGGUGCUUGGGCAGCUCCUGGCGAGCCUGAUGCGAGAGCGAAAUACCAAGCUCUGGAGCGUGUUGGUGUGACUAUGGUCAAUCACCCGGAGAAGUUUGGCGAGGGGAUGAGGUCCCUUUUAGGACGCAGGGCGGCCUCCAAACCCAGCUCAGCCAUAAACCAAAAGCGAGGCAUUCAUAUCAUGAGACGAACGACACUCACACCCCAUGCUAGUCCCAGUAUAUCACAUCCCCAGAAAACCCAAACCCGCUCCCUCUACAUAAAGCCCUUCCAAGCCCUCGACAUGCUAAACCUGGAAGCCCUCACAGUCCGCGAGACACCACCCUCCGAAUCAGAAGCUAAAUCCAAUUUCUCCCUCUCCCUCACCGUCGACAGAACAGCCCUAUCACCCUGCUUCAUCACCUCCCCAACACCAGACCUUAACCCAGAACACUCCCGCAAAUUCCCUUUUCCAUACACAACCACAGACCUACGAAACACUAAAAUCCCACUCAUCAGAGAUAUCGCUUUGAAGCUGGGUCUCUCUGAAACGGCGCAUCCUCAACUAGUUGCCCUCACGCAAGGGUUGUGGAAGAUUUUCCGUGAAAAGGAGGCAUUUUCGUUGGAGGUUAAGGUGCAUCCUUCUGCGGAUGGGAAAUUGGAGAUAUAUGAUGCGCGGUUUGGAUUCGAUGAUGCUGCAUAUAGGAGUGCCGGACGGCAAGAAGAAGUCCAUAAACUGCGGAAUAAAGAGGAGGAGGUUCCUGAGGAGGUCGUAGCUGAGAAGGAUGGGAUUGUUUAUGUGAAACUCGACGGCGAAGGGAGCAUCGGCACACUAGUCAACGGCGCCGGCCUAGCCAUGAACACUGUCGACGCCCUAACAAUCCACGGAGGACACUGCGCCAACUUCCUCGACACAGGUGGCAAAGCAACCUCGCAAACCGUCAAAGCUUCAUUCCAGAUAAUCACCUCAGACCCGCGCGUCAAAGCCAUCUUUGUGAACAUUUUCGGCGGGCUUACAAGAUGCGAUAUGAUCGCUGAGGGAAUUAUACUUGCGUUUCGGGAUUUGGGGUUGAAGGUGCCUGUGGUGGUGAGGUUGAGGGGGACAAAUGAGGAGGUUGGGCAGAAGAUGAUCGCUGAAAGUGGCCUUUCUCUCCAUGCAUUUGAUAGUUUCGAGGAUGCGGCGAAGAAGGUGAUUAGUCUAGCUAGUGCAUAGUACGUACAUACAUAGAAGACCUCAUUCGUUGGCUGAAUUCAAUGCUGAAUCAAGCAAGGAAAAAAGAUGAGAAAUUUGUCAGUCAAAAAAAACAAAAAAAGGCCGACCACCACGGGACUCGAACCCGCAACCAAUGCUUGGAGCCCAUACAAUCUGUGAUCAUAGGAGAGCAACACUCUACCAUUGAGCUAAGCGGCCAUCUGAGAGUUUUGCUUGUUGUUGUGUACUAUAGACUAACCCAGCUUGUCUACUCCGUGCUUUACACGGAGUACUAUUCCUAUAGACAUG
Messenger RNA from Aspergillus ruber CBS 135680, 2752 nucleotides. RefSeq names its product putative succinyl-CoA synthetase subunit alpha. The transcript is spliced from 10 exons. The coding region runs from base 404 to 2464 and encodes 686 amino acids. The record is from RefSeq and is a predicted model, not a curated record. Gene Ontology annotation, biological process: tricarboxylic acid cycle. Gene Ontology annotation, molecular function: succinate-CoA ligase (ADP-forming) activity; succinate-CoA ligase (GDP-forming) activity. NCBI's taxonomy places the organism in Eukaryota, Fungi, Ascomycota, Eurotiomycetes, Eurotiales, Aspergillaceae. Gene Ontology annotation, cellular component: mitochondrion; succinate-CoA ligase complex (ADP-forming).